Anopheles funestus (African malaria mosquito) is the source of this 1028-nucleotide messenger RNA. RefSeq lists its product as uncharacterized. The record is from RefSeq and is a predicted model, not a curated record. The transcript has a single exon. The annotation marks the transcript as partial. NCBI's taxonomy places the organism in Eukaryota, Metazoa, Arthropoda, Insecta, Diptera, Culicidae.
UCCGGCACCGGUCUUUGUACGAAGGCAUCUAUUAAGUUUGUAUUGCGAGACAACGUGCAACCAGUUUUUAAACACAAGCGGCCGGUGGCAUAUGCGAUGGAGGAUACCGUGAAUCAGGAAUUGGAUCGGCUUGAGAGACUGAACGUUAUUACGCCGGUUACUUCAUCAGAAUGGGCUGCCCCAGUGGUUGUGGUACGCAAAGCAAAUGGCCUUGUCCGGAUUUGUGGAGAUUAUUCCACCGGACUUAAUGCAGCUUUACAACCUUAUGAUUAUCCGCUACCUCUUCCUGAGGAUAUUUUUGCACGGUUGGCAAACUGCAAGAUUUUCACCAAAAUAGACCUGACGGAUGCGUUUUUGCAAGUGGAAAUAGAGCCAAAGUAUAGAGCCUUGCUCACCAUCAACACGCAUAGAGGUCUAUAUACGUAUAAUCGUCUACCACCCGGAAUUAAAGUGGCCCCCACAGCAUUUCAACAGCUGAUGGAUGUAAUGUUGGCUGGCAUAAAAGGUGUAUCCGUAUAUUUGGACGACAUCAUUAUCGGUGGGCAAACCGAAGCGGAACAUGACGCAACCGUAGUAGAAGUCCUUAAGCGAAUUGAGGAAUACGGUUUUACUUUGCGUACUGAAAAGUGUUCCUUCAGAGUCCAGCAGAUAAAAUAUUUAGGCCACAUCAUCGACAGUCGCGGAUUACGUCUCGAUCCGGAGAAGAUUGAAGCAAUUUUGAAGCUUCCCGAGCCAAUAGACCAAUCCGAAGUCAGAUCAUUCCUAGGCGCCAUCAAUUAUUAUGGACGUUUUGUUCCCAGAAUGCGCGAUCUACGAUAUCUGUUCGACACCAACACACUCAACACACGAGACACAGGGCGCGAGAGUGUGUGUGAAGGCUUUAGAAACCACACCUACUGCAUAGUCACACCACCGACGCGCACGAACAAUCCCGAACGCAGGAUGAACCCCGACCCGAACGCAGGAUGAACCCUGACCCGAACGCAGGAUGAACCCUGACCGAUGAUUAGUACGCAAAGUAAUCAUCG